AUCUACUAGGUAAAAGCGGGGCCUUCCGACUAUCGCAAUUGAGAUAAUGAUCCUCUACACGGUGACUGUACUUAUUGAAUUGCUCCAAGAAGAACUCCAAUUCACUGACGAGGCCAGGCACCACAAUUGAAUCACAUACAGAGUACAGUCUGCAACGAGGGACUUAUUAAAAGUCAGCACGAAAGGUCAAAGCGUGUUAGUGCCUGAGGCAGCAAAAAACUCGACCCACAGUGGUGAGAAGCAUCCAGGGGAUGGAAGAAACAAUCGCCGAGUUACGACUCCAACUUGAAGAACAGAGGCAGGCGCGAGAAGAAGCGGAGCGCCGAGAAGAGGAAGAGAGAAAAGCGCGAGAAGAGGCAGAAGAGCAACUGCAACCCAAUACACUACUACGCCUCCUCGAUCGCUGCCACCAUUCUCUGUCUCAAGCGAUCAAAGUUGAGACGGAUGCGACCCUCACAACCCAGGGCGACGCGACCGACCCAGUAAACCGACUCUACCCCAAGCACAUCAUCCCUUGGCUUGGUUUUCCGGAACUACAGGAACAAGUCUGGGAGAAAUUCGACCGCACCGCUGCGUUUACCUCGCGCCCGCUAUUCCCUUCUGAUACCCAAAUCGAUUAUGUUGUUACGAAUAUCCAGAACGGAUCGAUCUAUUCAGAAGCGUCACUUCGGAAUUUUGAGCGAGACACGGUGGAUAACUUUGUCGAAAAGGUCAUUAACGCUUUGCGAGACGAUGAACCCCUUCGACAUGAGUUUGGAAUCCAAGGCCGAGUCACCUUCUACGAUCGCGCAAACCCAUCGGAAACCUUGCUGGAGAACAGCCUGGAGCAAAUGAACCUUCAGGACGCGCGGACACCCCAACGACCGGCGAACACUAGGCAUGGAGGGUGCAGAGGAGGGGGAAGAGGCGGGGGAAGAGGAGCGGCGCAGAGACAGAAGAGGGAUGGCACUGCACGAAGACGCAAUCGGCGUGCGGACCAGUUCUGCGUGCACCUAGUGGCUGAUGAACGACAAAUACCAGUGUAUGCAGUGGAGUUCAAAGCGCCGCACAAGGUGACAGUCCCCGAAUUAGUGUCGGGUCUACACCAGAUGGAUCUGGCUCGCGAUGUCAUCGACCAAGAAGGUGACACAUUUGAAUUUUAUGCCACCCGUCUUGUCGCCGCCGUGGUCACUCAAAUAUUCUCAUACAUGAUCGAUAGUGGAGUUCGAUACGGCUACAUCUGCACAGGGGAGGCCUUUGUUUUCCUGCAUAUCCCGGAAAAUGACCCCACGAUUGUUCAAUAUUUCUUGUGUAUCCCGAAUAAAGACGUGCGGCCGGACGAUGAAUUGCGCCUCCACCGGACCGCCAUCGGCCAGGUGCUUGCGUUCACCCUUCAAGCGCUGGCCGCAGAAACUCCCCGUCAAGAGUGGUACGACAUGGCACACAACAAGCUAACGACCUGGGAGGUUGAAUACCUCGACGUGUUGAAGGAAAUUCCUGAAACUCUACGUAAAGACCCGAGGUCCUCUAAUUAUCGGCCCUCGCAUUGGAAACGAGAUCGGAAAGUACACAACACACGCUCUCGCGCACGCUGUCAGCCAGAUUCAUCUACACCAAAGCACUCGUCGCCCGAAGGCAGUGACAGUGAUCAAGAAUCGCAAUCGCCAUCCGCCGCAGCAGCGUCGCGUAGCCGAUUAAGCCGCAGCCGAGGUAACAACCGUCAAUCAACGAAGGGAAGCGAAAGGGCACGAGCCGGCCGGGACAAAAAACAGACUUCUCAAAAAGACGGGCAUUCUACUCGACCAUACUGCACCAUUGCCUGCAUCCGUGGCAUGGUCAACCGUGAACCUCUGGAUAAAAAAUGCCCCAACUGGAAACUCCACGGUGGUCAGAGACAUUCUAUGGGACCGCAGGUGUUCACACGCCAGCUUCACCAUCAACUUGUCCGAAACCGAGACCUAGGCUUCGAGCAAUUGCACAUCUGUGGUCGGACAGGCUAUCUCAUGAAAGCUACCCUUCUAUCACACGGAUACACUGUGAUCAUUAAAGCUACCACAGUGGAGAAGGAGCAUCGCCUUCAAACGGAGGUGAACAAUUAUCGUUACCUCAGGAGCUUGCAAGGGCAUCAGAUUCCCGUCUAUCUUGGAGUCUUUCAGCCACGGGUCGCGUAUUGGUACCAUGGUGAAUUAAUGUCGCAGAUGAUGAUUCUGAGCUGGUCUGGAACGCGGCUUCAGCAUGUUAUCAACGAUGAGAAUUCUAGCUUCUUUUACCAAGAGCGCGACAAAGCUCUAGCCGUGCUCCGAUCGCACGGAGCUGUCCACAGCGACGGCGAGUGGCGCAAUAUGCUAUGGGAUGAUCUGGGUGGGCGUUUGAUUGUCAUUGACUUGGAGGACAUGAGAUGGUUGAAGCGUCCUCGAACUCUAGAACCAAUAUCUGGAAACAUGUGGCGUGCUCAUCGCGUUGGGACGGAGGAAAAGCAGGCAAAGCCUCCUGUCCAACUCAACUGUCUGCAUAUGACGGUCCACGAAUCCAUAGGUCGACUGCGUUAGGUGACUCGGUUUGUAUCUGCCCCACCAGGUCAUGGAGUUGAAGGGAAAUUUUUUAUUUUUCUUCCAUUUCGGCGCUACCACUGAAUGGGCCGCUGUGGGAUUAGCGCCUAAAACCCUUUGGAUCGGCCGGGGAGGACAAUAUCUACUAUAAUUUAACAAUCGCCAAGAUACUCUUAAAAACCGCGUCACUCAACUGACCAAGCACCCUCUGCCACUCCUGGCUAGUGAAAUUCCCUGUCCGCUCCUAGUCAGACCUAAAUUGACAAGAACUCUGUAGAAUGGUGGUAAAUUUUCCAGAGAUUUGACACUGAAGUGACUCAUGAUUGACUUUAUUUACAGCUCAAUGAUAAAAAUUGUAAUGUUCAAUAUUAUCUUCAAAUCAAGCAUUUCAAUCUAACUCUUUAAGUGUCUGUUAACUUGACUAUAUAUAAGUUAUCAGUAAUAAUGAAUGAAGCUCAUAAUCAUAUAUUAUGCAAUUAAAACACUGAAGAAGAGAGAUGUUAAUAAUCUCAAUCUUUCAGCAGAGUAGAAGAGAGA
Blastomyces dermatitidis ER-3 is the source of this 3065-nucleotide messenger RNA. RefSeq lists its product as uncharacterized. Bases 252 to 2528 code for a protein of 758 amino acids. The transcript is spliced from 2 exons. The record is from RefSeq and is a predicted model, not a curated record. Lineage: Eukaryota; Fungi; Ascomycota; Eurotiomycetes; Onygenales; Ajellomycetaceae.